This is a messenger RNA of Fraxinus pennsylvanica, 372 nucleotides long. Lineage: Eukaryota; Viridiplantae; Streptophyta; Magnoliopsida; Lamiales; Oleaceae. The record is from the annotation of a GenBank genome assembly.
AUGGCUACUUCCAUUUCUGCUACUGGUUUCAAAGGGGGCCUUUCCUCUUCUUUCCAUGGAAGCUGGGGAACUUCCAUUGUUGGUGAAGCCGUGGUGGUGCCGCCAUCCAACGUUCGGGUUGCGCGGCCGGUCCGAUCGCAGCCUAUGAUGAAAAACGUUAAUGAAGGAAAAGGUCUUUUUGCUCCAAUUGUUGUAAUCACUAGGAACAUUAUAGGCAAGAAAAGGUUCAAUCAGCUAAGGGGCAAAGCCAUUGCUUUACACUCACAGGUAAUUACUGAAUUUUGCAAAUCCAUAGGAGCAGAUUCUAAACAAAGGCAAGGACUGAUUCGACUAGCAAAGAAAAAUGGAGAAAGACUUGGAUUUCUUGCAUGA